AUGGCCGCCGCCGCGCAGUACCUGCCGCGCUCCGCCGCGCUGCUGCACCCCGACGGCGACCGCCUGCAUCAAGGCACCACGUACCGCGAGGUGCAGAAGAUGAUGCACCACGAGUACCUGCAGGGCCUGGCCCCCGCCGCCGCCGGGCACGCCGUCGGGUUGGCGCACCACCAGUGGCUGCCCAGCGCCGGUACGGACUGGGGCAGCGGCGGAGGAGGAGGAGGCGGCGCGCACCUCCCGCCGGCGGCCGAGCACGGCAAGGGCGGCCCGGGAGGGCCCCGCGAGGAGCUGCCCCCCGCCGCCGCCUUCCACCCGCGGCCGCACCUGGUGCCCCAGGCCGGCGGCUGGGCGCAGGGCGCGGGGCCGCCCCCCCACCUGCCCCCCAUGUCGCCGCCGUCGGGGCAGCCGCUGCUUUACGGGCAGCCCUACGGCGGCCUCAAUGGGAUGCUGGGCCCCCCCGGCCCCGCGCUGCACCACGGGCACGGGCUGCGCGACCCGCUGGGCGCCGAGGAGGCGGCGGGCCACGAGCUGGCGGCCUCCCCGCCGCCGCCGCUGGGGCCGCCCGAGCCUUCGGACGAGGACGCGCCGAGCUCCGACGACCUGGAGCAGUUCGCCAAGCAGUUCAAGCAGCGGCGGAUCAAGCUGGGCUUCACGCAGGCCGACGUGGGGCUGGCGCUCGGUACCCUCUACGGGAACGUCUUCUCGCAGACCACCAUCUGCCGCUUCGAGGCGCUGCAGCUGAGCUUCAAGAACAUGUGCAAGCUGAAGCCUCUGCUCAACAAGUGGCUGGAGGAGACGGACUCCAGCACGGGCAGCCCCACCAACCUGGACAAGAUCGCGGCGCAGGGCAGGAAGCGCAAGAAGCGCACCUCCAUCGAGGUGGGCGUCAAGGGCGCCCUGGAGAACCACUUCCUCAAGUGCCCCAAGCCCUCGGCGCACGAGAUCACCUCCCUGGCGGACUCCCUGCAGCUGGAGAAGGAGGUGGUGCGGGUCUGGUUCUGCAACCGGCGGCAGAAGGAGAAGCGCAUGACGCCGGCCGGGCUCCCGCACCCGCCCAUGGAGGACGUUUACGCACAGGCGGACACUUCGCCGCUGCACCACGCGCUGCCCGGCGCCGUGCCGUGA
This is a messenger RNA of Centrocercus urophasianus (Greater sage-grouse), 1125 nucleotides long. It is a transcript of the gene POU3F1, whose product is annotated as POU class 3 homeobox 1. The coding region runs from base 1 to 1125 and encodes 374 amino acids. Gene Ontology annotation, cellular component: nucleus. The transcript has a single exon. Gene Ontology annotation, molecular function: DNA-binding transcription factor activity, RNA polymerase II-specific; RNA polymerase II cis-regulatory region sequence-specific DNA binding. Gene Ontology annotation, biological process: brain development; regulation of transcription by RNA polymerase II. The record is from RefSeq and is a predicted model, not a curated record. Lineage: Eukaryota; Metazoa; Chordata; Aves; Galliformes; Phasianidae.